Ilex paraguariensis (yerba mate) is the source of this 656-nucleotide messenger RNA. The record is from the annotation of a GenBank genome assembly. Lineage: Eukaryota; Viridiplantae; Streptophyta; Magnoliopsida; Aquifoliales; Aquifoliaceae.
UCUAUGGAGGAUGAAAUCUCUCCAGAAGGCCUUGUUUUGAUCCCUCGUGGUAGUGAUGACAACAGUGUUGUUGUGGGACCCCAUAUCAGAGGUAGCCGACUGCGAACAUCAUCUGCAACUGGUGAUAAGGAAGUGGAUCUCCUUCUUCCUGGUACAGCAAGACUCCAGAUCCAGCUUGGAGUGAACAUGCCAGCAAGAGCAGAGCAUAUUCCAGGCAAGGAGAAAACGACAAUGUUUAACGAGGUAUACGACGUUGUAUUGUACCUGGGUAUGAUCGACAUAUUGCAGGACUACAACAUAAGUAAGAAGAUUGAACAUGCAUAUAAAUCGAUUCAAUUUGAUUCUCUGUCCAUCUCUGCCGUGGAUCCAACAUUUUACUCCCAGCGCUUUUUAGAAUUUAUUCAGAAGGUGUUUCCCCCAACACUGUAGCAAGUUAAAAAAACGCCUCAGAAAGCUUACUUUGCCUCUGGUGAGAGUUUCCAUUUUUUCCCCUUCCCAUGCCAAACAAGAUGGUUAAGACAUCUCAAGAACAGCCAGACGGAAUUCUUUUAUGAUGUUUACUUGGCGGAAAAAAAAAAAAAAAAAGCAGCAUAUUUGGUGAUGUAUGUAUUGUAGGGUACAAGAAACUGUUUUCAGCUUGUUGGAACCCAUUGAAA